Molecule: messenger RNA, 1432 nt
Organism: Drosophila montana
Lineage: Eukaryota; Metazoa; Arthropoda; Insecta; Diptera; Drosophilidae
Product: cyclin-dependent kinase 20
Exons: 3
Coding region: 416-1306 (296 amino acids)
Biological process (GO): protein phosphorylation
Cellular component (GO): nucleus
Molecular function (GO): ATP binding; protein serine/threonine kinase activity
Source: RefSeq, a predicted model, not a curated record
CAACUUAUUUAAUAACUAAAGACAUAUUUAAAUUGUUUUAUUAAAUUUCGUAAGCUGCGUUCGUUUCUUUGGAAGUUGCGAGGGUCCGAAAAAUUGUGUAUCCCCACAACUUGACAGUUGACCUGACAAAGCUAAAGGACAUGGAAAUGCGCAUGCUUCGAAAUUUGACAGCUCACGCUUUAGGCCACAGUUCGCAUUGUCACAAACAGCACGAAAUAACUGUAAACAACUAGACAACAGGUUGCAGAGCUUAAGGACAUUUGUUUUGCUAGCUGUGUUCGCAGGCUAACGGCUGUUUUGGCAUUGUUAUGACCGUUGCCAGGGACUACGGAGACAGUAUAUAAAAACACCGAAAAAACAAAACUCAAAUAAGGAGAGUGGUACUCAAUUAUCAAAUUGAAAUUAUAGCCAAAUAAUGGAUGACUAUGCGCCCAGUCGCUAUAAAAUGCAAGAUAAAAUUGGCGAAGGUGUUCACGGUUGCGUGUUCAAGGCCAUCGAUUUGCAGCGCAAUGUGGAGGUGGCCAUCAAGAAGGUCGCAUUAAAGAACAAAUUUGGCAACAUAUCCUUGAGUACGCUGCGCGAAAUAAAAACUCUUCAACUGUGUAGUUCGGAAUAUAUAUUAAACAUUAUUGAGAUAUACCCCGAUCUCACUGGCCUUUCGCUGGUGUUGGAGUACAUGCCCGACACACUGUAUGGUCGACUAAAGAGCGAAGUGAAUCCGUUGAGCCGCCAGCAGGUGCGAAAAUAUGCCCUGAUGAUGUUCAAGGGCAUGGCCUACCUGCAUGAGGCGGGCAUUAUGCACAGAGACAUCAAACCCGCCAAUUUGCUAAUCAGUCAUACGGAUGUCCUGAAGAUUGCCGACUUUGGUUUAGCGCGCCUGUACUUCCCCGAGGAAGAGUCACGCCUUUAUUCGCCACAGGUAUCCACGAGGUGGUAUCGUGCACCCGAAAUACUCUGGGGCAGUCAGAAAUAUGGACCUGCCGUCGACUUGUGGGCAUGCGGAAAUGUGUUGGCCGAAAUGCUACGCGGUGUACCGCUCUUUGCAGGCACAACAGAUAUCGAGCAAUUGGCGAUUAUAAUACGUACGUUGGGAAGUCCGCGUCUAAACGAAUGGCCAGAGCUUACGGCGCUGCCGGAUUACAGUAAAAUAAGGUUUCCCAACUCGGUGGGCGUACAUUGGGACAAUCUGUUUCCAAGCUGCACACAUGCUGUUGAAAUUGAUUUGGUCUCGAACCUAGUCGUAUAUAAUCCAAAGAAUCGUCUUAAGGCCACCGAGGUGAGCACUGAAUUAAUAACUAACAUGUGACGCAAUUACCAUCCACAAAUCUCUUUCCAUCUUUAUUUUCAGGCUGUCGAGCACAGUUAUUUUCAUUAAUUUAAGAUACUUGUAUUUACACAAUUAGUUGACUAACAGCUAAAAUUAUGCAUUUAG